AGUUGCUCGUGAACACACUAACAUGUAACAACUCUAUGGAAAAAGACACAAAGACCCCCGCCUCCUCCAUUGUGUUUGUCUAUAAUACCCUUCACCCUCCUUUUCUCUCUCUCCUGUGUGGCCUUCAUUUCUCUUCCGAACCAGCUACUACUCUCGCUCUGCUUUGAUGCUGCGCUAAUCCUACUCUGACUCGCUUCUAGAACCUUCUAAACAUGGAACGCAUCGUUGGUGGCAAGUACAAGCUCGGCCGCAAGAUCGGAAGUGGAUCCUUCGGCGAAAUCUACCUCGCGACGCAUAUCGACACCUUCGAGAUCGUCGCCGUCAAAAUCGAGAAUAGUAAAACAAAGCAUCCGCAACUGCUUUAUGAGGCAAAGCUCUAUAAUAUUCUUCAAGGAGGAAGUGGUAUUCCAAACAUAAAAUGGUCUGGCGUAGAUGGAGAGGAUAAUGUGCUUGUUCUUGACUUGCUUGGGCCGAGUCUUGAGGAUCUUUUUGUGUAUUGUGGAAGGAAGUUUUCAUUGAAGACAGUGUUAAUGUUGGCUGAUCAAAUGAUCACUAGAAUAGAAUAUGCGCACUCUAAAGGAUUUUUACAUAGGGAUAUUAAACCUGAUAACUUUCUCAUGGGACUUGGGCGGAAGGCCAACCAGGUUUACAUAAUUGAUUUUGGGCUUGCGAAGCGUUAUCGGGACUCCACUACCAAUCGCCACAUUCCUUACAGGGAGAACAAAAACCUAACGGGUACUGCCCGAUAUGCAAGUUGCAAUACUCAUCUUGGGAUUGAGCAAAGUCGGCGGGAUGAUUUGGAAUCACUAGGAUAUGUACUUCUGUACUUCCUCAGGGGAAGCCUUCCUUGGCAAGGUCUGAAGGCUGCUACUAAGAAACAAAAGUAUGAUAAAAUAUGUCAGAAGAAAUUAUCAACUCCUAUUGAGGUAUUAUGCAAAUCUCAUCCUGUGGAGUUUGCUUCGUACUUCCAUUACUGCCACUCUUUGACAUUUGAUCAGCGACCUGAUUAUGGAUUCUUAAAGCGCCUAUUUCGGGACUUAUUUGCUCGAGAAGGUUAUGAAUUCGAUUAUGUCUUUGAUUGGACCAUUUUAAAGUACCAGCAAUCUCAAAAGAAUGUAGUGCUCCCUCCAUUAUCUCCAGUUCCAGGAGCAAGUAACAGUCGAGCAAUUCCAAUGGAUAUUGAUAAUCAUCAAGGGCAUGUUAAAGAGCGUAUUAGAGUGGGCGAUGCUGCUAGUUCUGGUGUUAAAAUUCAGUUUAAGUCACCAGCAGUGAAAAAUUUUAGUCAUGAGAACCCACUUGACAAAAAUGCAAGCAUUAUUCAAUUAUUUUUGCAGAUUUUUGGAGAAGCAAAUAUUCCCUCUACUUCAUAUUCUCCUACUAGUACUUCAAAAAGGAACUCCUUGAAGCCAUCGUUGUCUCCUGAAGCUUCCAACCCUGGACAUGGGCAAGGCAAUAAAAUUGGACCUUCAAGUAGCUGGAUGUCAUCUCUUCAGCGCAUGUCUUCUGCUAAAUGAAUGCCAAAUACUCUGUGAAGCUUUAAAGAAGAUUCCGUGCAUCUUUUCCUGAAGCGUUUGGUCAAGAAUAUUUAAAUUAUCUAUUCAUGGAGACUGCAAAUGUGCUAGAAAGUUGACAGAUUGCGUAGCUCCUUUAUUGUGGCCAUUUAGUGUUGCUUCUUUCCAGAGGUGACUGCAAAUGAUUGUGCGGUAUAAAACAGACUUCCCAGGCCUCGCUCCUGUGCUGUACAUAGAUGUCAAUUUGGCACACAGCAAUAUUGUGUAUUCAUGUUUUCAUGUAACAUUAAUGUGUGAAGUAGCCCUGUUACUCCGAUAUGUUACUUGAUGAUAUUUAUCCUUGUGCCAUACAAAAAGUGGCAAACAGAAUUUGUUUGAAAACUUUUAAAUUGUUUGUCGAUAUUAUAAAUUGCAAAUUUAUUUUGACCUGGUUAUAUUUGUCUAUAAAAGAAAUGGUACAUUUACACUUUUAAUGCCCACAUCAUGUUAGUAAGCAUCAAUAGAUGGAAUUUCUUAGAAUAAAGAUAUAAAAUCUGAAAGCUUCAAAUUUAUCAAUUGUUUUCAUGUAAAGUAUUUCAGCAUAUCCUUCCUCGUGACCUCAUGAUUUGCCUUUAUGAUGGUUAGUUGCGCUUUCUUGUUAUUCACCAGGUUAUCGAAAGUAUAAGUUAUUCUGAUACUGAAGCAAACAUUAUGACUGAAAGAUCACUGAAAUAAUAGUCUCUUAUGUGUUAUCAAAGGUAGUUCUUGGUGCCAUGGCAUCUAUUUUAAACUUACAUGUUUACAUGCUGAUAUGUUAUAUGGAUUAUGUCGAGGAUGUUGUCACUUAAUUAUCAAGAUUUGUGCCUCAUCAUUUGGAACUUCUCGUUUUCUUUUAACUCUUGAGAUCUUUUUGAAAGAAGGGAGAAAAACUACAAUAUCCUGCCACCAACAAAAUUUUUAAUUUUAUAUAAUUAACAUGUGUGCCAUUGUUGGAAUAAUCAGAUAUAAUGUAAAAUAGUUGGAAUAAUCAUAUAUUUCCUGCUUCAAAUUGUCUUUGAUUUUUGUCAACAUUUUUAUGGCUUUAUUUUCGUUUUUUUAAUACAUCUAUGAUAUGAUGAUCAAGAAGCACUGCUAUACUUGUAGGUAGCACAAAUUUGACUCUUUCCCAGGUUAACUUGUACUGUUAUUCUUGAGAUGAAGAGUAUUAUCUAGUUUUACAUCAGUGUAGUUGGUUGGGAUAAACUGAUGUAUAUUUCAUGCUCCACUGGUAAAUGGUAAAUCUAACUCUGCAAGUGUGCUGCUCAAUUAUCAGUUCAUACUUUUUACUUUUGCAGGACUUCUUUUUCCAAUCAAUAUUGUCUGGAAAUUUGACGCUCCAUGAUGCUGCUACUUCUGAUAAAUAAUUCAGCAUAAACCACACAGGGUCCGGGUGAGAAUGCAUCAAGUAAACAUUGUUACUGCCAUAUCAGGUUUGAUUAUCGUUAAUGUUAAAAUGAUGUUUGGCCAGCAGAAAUCUCAUCCCACGAGUAUAGAUUAGUCCUUGGUUAUCAUAUUGUCAUACCAGUCUUUUUGAGCUGAUGAGUCAAUGUAAAAUCAUUAGUUAUUGAAAGUAGUCAUUGUCUUAGACUGGGGAUCCAAGGGAGCUACCUAGUAAUGGUGUUCGUGCUUCAAUUUAAGAAUCUUGAAUCAUCUUGCUGGCCCAAAUAUGUAAUAAUUAGAUUUGAAGUAUUGCUACAGUUGACAAGAUGAGGAUGAUUUGAUUUGUUUCUACUUGGUGUUUAGACCAUGCAAAAUGUCACCUGCCAGUAAAGUUUGCUUAGCUUUUAGGUCUGAUACAGGUUUUCUGUCUAGCACCUUCGUUUGUUGGGCCAAGACAGUGAUUCGUCUUGGUCAACUUCAAUUUGAAGUCCCAAGAUACCAUAUCCUUGUAUAUGUGACGCAGGUUAUUCUAUGAUCCUCUGUUCUGAAUCUUUGGAAAAAAAGUAAGUUUAAGUUUGAUGACCUUAGGCUUAUUAAAAAAAAAAAAAAAAAAAAGUUUGAUGACCUUAGAUUUUGUGAUCAAUUUUGUGGAGAAGAGGUAAGAUUUACACAUUGAAUUUCCAUUGCGUUAGGACUACUAGGGCUUGGCUUGAAACUAGAGCUGUUUUUAAUAUGAAUGAUUAUUGGUAAAGGUCUAUUGAGGUAUACGUAUCUCCGUUUUUUUUAUUCCAUCCACAAUUUUUGUAAGGUUCUGAAUUAAUUUUUAAUAUUAUUAUUAUGUAAAAAAUUCUACAAAGAGGCCAUGUAUCUAAAGGAAGCUAAUUUUCAUGGCCUGAACAAGAUUUGGUUCUAAACUUUGAAUGGAACUAUUUGAUCCCCAUUCUUAAGUAGCCAAUAUAUUUGGGUUCCAUUGAUAAGCCAAACCACCUGUAACUUUAAUGGCCCCUCUACCCUCCCGCUGUUUGUUCUAGUUCAGUCUAAUUGCUUAUUUUGUUCUUAACAUAUUUUAUUUCAUGUUUUCCACUAUUCUUUAGCCACACGACCAACCGUGUCAUCUCGAGUGCAUUGAUUUGGUGAAUGGAAACUCCGAACUUGCAGACUCUCUGGAGGUAUUUCAUAUGCAACCUUUUUUCUCUCUACUAGAUUAGAUACCCCAGCAUUAGAUGUUCCUGAUUCAAGAUCUCCAUGUUAUGUUAGAAACAAACAAAUUUAUGUUGAACUGUAAUGAAGAUUAUAGGGGAUGUGAAGACAGUUCCAACUUUUCCAAAGCAUCCUGCAUUUACAUGAGGUUGAUGUUUCAAACAUAUAUAGCCAAAAUAAUACUGUGUUUUAUAUUCAUAUAAAAGUGCUGAUGUAUCAAAUACUUCCCAGGUGAGUGAAUAGAAAUUGUGCUUGAAACACGGGAAAGCAGCAUUCAUGAGGUGCAUUUUCAGAAUUUGAUUAGAAGAGUUUAUUGCUGGAAUGCUAUAAGCAUACCAGUUGCAUUUAUGCUGAAUAAGGUUGCCAAUGUAUGCGGAGCUAAAUGUUAUUCAAAUGAUUCCGAUGUAAUUUAUAAUUUGAAAUGCAUGUUGCUGUC
Molecule: messenger RNA, 4545 nt
Organism: Cajanus cajan (pigeon pea)
Lineage: Eukaryota; Viridiplantae; Streptophyta; Magnoliopsida; Fabales; Fabaceae
Product: casein kinase 1-like protein 3
Biological process (GO): protein phosphorylation
Molecular function (GO): ATP binding; protein kinase activity
Source: RefSeq, a predicted model, not a curated record